AUGUCUCGAACGCUCGCUGCUCUUGCUAUUCUUGCGCCUCUUCUUGUAAAGGCCGCAGUGCCACUCUACGGCCAGUGUGGUGGCUCCGGCUAUACCGGUGAGACCACUUGCGUCUCUGGCGCGACCUGCGUUUACUCGAAUGAAUGGUAUUCGCAAUGUCUCACAUCCAGCUCCUCAGUAAAGGCCACUUCGUCGACUAAGACGUCUUCUUCGACGAAGAGUACCAGCACGACAAAGUCGAGCAGCACCAAAACAUCCAGCAGCAGCACCAAAACGUCGUCUACCAAGAGCGCGACUGCUGUCGUCACCCCGACCGCCAUCACCUCGACGCUCCCCGCCUCGUCGGGCUACGUCGCACUCCCAACUGCCUCUGUCAUCUCGGGCUCAUUUGAUGGUGGCAUGAAGCGCUUCGAUCGUGCUGGCUCCUCGGGUGCAUGCCAAGGUCAAUCAGAGACAGGUGAAGCAGAUGCCGUGUUCAUUCUCGAAUCUGGAGCAACUAUCUCCAACGUGAUCAUUGGUGCUGACCAGGCUGAGGGUAUCCACUGUCGUGGACCAUGUAAGCUCGUCAAUAUUUGGUGGCAAGACGUAUGCGAGGAUGCUGCUACCUUCAAGCAGACCGGCUCCGGUGACGUUUCGUAUAUUAUCGGUGGUGGUGCUUUCCACGCACAGGACAAGAUCUUCCAACACAAUGGUGCCGGAACUGUCUCCAUCUCCAACUUCUAUGCGAGCGACUUUGGCAAACUCUACCGCGCGUGCGGCAACUGUGACAAGUCUUAUGAGCGCCACGUUAUUGUAAACAACGCCAAGCUUGAUAGCGGCAGCGCUGGUGUUGGUAUCAAUACCAACUUUGGAGACACGGCCAAGAUCAGCAACGUGUGCACCACAGGAAAGCCAACCCUUGCCAACAUUUGCUGCAAGUACCAGGGAACAACCCCAGGAAACGAGCCGACCAAACUUUCGUGCGGCUCUGACUCUACGUCUUGCAUCUACUCCAACGUUGGAUCAUGCUAG
This is a messenger RNA of Serendipita indica DSM 11827, 1011 nucleotides long. Lineage: Eukaryota; Fungi; Basidiomycota; Agaricomycetes; Sebacinales; Serendipitaceae. The record is from the annotation of a GenBank genome assembly.